ACUUGCACAUGCGAAAAUGACAAGUAUAUUUGGAUGGGUUUAUGAACAGUAUUAUAUUUAAUAUUGUGAGUCUCUGUAAAGUGACUUUUGCUUUGGAUAAAGAACUGAAUUACAGACAUCUGAGAAAUAAUGAGUUUUGAUUUACCAUCAGUUAUUCCACAACCUACUGCCAAUGGCCAGUUUAACAUUCGCGAUGACAGCUAUGGUGUGCCUAGUCCUAUGAUUUCUGGACUAGGUGCAGUAAGACAAAACAUAGGUUAUUCUCAUCCCUUAGAAGCAUCUGAAAGAAAUUAUGAAAAAAAUCGCACACGUAUGAACAUGAUACUGCUUAGAAACACACAAGGAUUGCAUGCUCCAAUGCGUAUGGCAAUGGAAUUAAAAGCUACUGAAAAAAUUGGAAGACUUCCAUUUCUUCCAUCUUCAAAUAUGAUGAGAGAUGUUUUACUUGGAAAAGAUGAGGAAAUAGGGUUUGAAGACAUAUUAAAUAUACCUGACUUCAGAGAACAGAUGGGUCAACCUCAUGCUGUUGUUGAGAAAAGUCUUGGAAUCUUAUAAAUAAUAAACUAUUUGUUUAUAACAUGUAAGAUACUGGUUUUGUAUUAUUGAAUACCUUAAAUAAAAAUAAAUAUUUAACUCCUA
Molecule: messenger RNA, 639 nt
Organism: Osmia bicornis bicornis
Lineage: Eukaryota; Metazoa; Arthropoda; Insecta; Hymenoptera; Megachilidae
Gene: Pomp
Product: proteasome maturation protein
Exons: 5
Coding region: 130-555 (141 amino acids)
Biological process (GO): proteasome assembly
Cellular component (GO): nucleus; cytoplasm
Source: RefSeq, a predicted model, not a curated record